This is a messenger RNA of Hydractinia symbiolongicarpus, 2091 nucleotides long. Its product is annotated as vesicular, overexpressed in cancer, prosurvival protein 1-like. Gene Ontology annotation, cellular component: cytoplasmic vesicle membrane. The record is from RefSeq and is a predicted model, not a curated record. Lineage: Eukaryota; Metazoa; Cnidaria; Hydrozoa; Anthoathecata; Hydractiniidae. The coding region runs from base 208 to 672 and encodes 154 amino acids. The transcript is spliced from 4 exons.
UUUACGUUUUCAUUUUAACAUAUCAUAAUUUUAGUAAGAUAUAUUUUAACUUUGUUGAAACUGUGCAUGUAUAAUUAGUGGGGAAUUAUUUUCGACUUACGUUGCUCGAAGUUAUUAUAAAGCGUUAGUUUGUGUGGAAUUAUCAAAAUUAUGAAUGAUAUCACAAAAAUUUUAUUGUAAGAACUGAAGUCAAAGUUAAUCUACAAAAUGACGUCGUUGAGCGACUGGAUGGUUAUGGUGUUUCUUAUGGUAAACGUUCAGGUAUGUCAGGCUGUGUAUUGUAGCGGAACUACUGCAAAGUAUAGCAGGAAAUUUACUUACACAUGCGAUAAACAUCAAACGUGUUGCGGUUCUGGAUGUUGUGAUAAAGUGUACGCUGUCUGGUACGUGUGGGUAAUCCUUGUGCUCUCUAUCCUUUUCUGCUGUGGAGCCGGAUGGUUUUUAAAACGAAAGAAGAAAAUUAAAUCGCGGAUUAACCACAGUCGUACCGACCGAUCCGAUCGUAAAAGCAAAACUACACCAAAUAAUGUCCAGAUAUUUCUUGUGCAAGGAGCUAGGACACAAGGGGAUAAUGGCAACCAAUUGCAAUAUGCAUCAUCCAAUAACGGCACCGCUCCGACAACGAUAGCUGGUAGAAGUGAACCUCCACCGCCAUAUAACAGUCUGGAGUGAAAGAACCGACUGACAAGCGUGUUAUUACACUUAUUGUUAAUAUGUUCAAUAACAUCUCAUAAUCACGUGGUUUGUCAGUGUCGCAAUAAAAUAAACAGGCACCAAUAGAAAAAGGUCUGGAGAUGAGGUUUUCAACCGAACGAAAUUUCCCGUGGGGAAGAGACGUUUUUUUGUGCACCUUAGCGUAUAUUGAAAAAUUACAUAAAUUGUCUUAAUUUUGCAUAGAGUUGUUAUCUUAGAGCACUGUUGCAAAACAAAAAGACCUGCGGACGAGGUUGCCUAAAGUUACAUAAGGGGGACUUUCUACACUUUUUAUUAGACCAAGUUGAUAAGAAAGAUGAGGCUGAGAACUGCUGACAAAUAAGAACAAAAUAAGAACAUAAAAAACAUGGAAAAAUAGAUCUCCUAAGGCAGACAUUGUCGCAGAAUUAUUUAUUUCGAAUUUGCGAAACUUAUACUUAAACUUUGCAUCACAAAUAUUUGCAGUAUAAUUUUGGGCUGAACAUGUUAAAAAAUAGGAGCGUACCAUACCAAAGCCAUUUCCCUGAUUCUUAUAAAAAAGUGUAGUUGUAAAAAGAAUAUCAAUAAGUAGCCACUUUGAAAAGAUAUUUUUACACAAAAUUUGCACGGGCAAGAUGUAUAGCUUUUAUGCACGUUUUUAUCAUUAGAUGAUUGGACAAAAGGGGCUGUCCCAGAUAAACAAUGGAAAAGAGUACUAUUGGUGAAAUCCAGUUCUGAGGGUUUGUUAUGUUAUUUGAUAAGCUUUCGUCUCAAUCCAAAAAAACAUGGGAACGAGGUUACUAUUGGUUUAAUCACAACUCUUUUUUCCCAACCUCGUUCCCAGGGCAUUUUGCCCUGUUGAUGAAAUUUAUGGCGGCAAAAAGGCCCUGAAACAGGCUGGUCACAUGAUCGCUUAUAAUUUAUGAUAAUUAUUCCCGAAAAAUUAUUUAUGAAAGUUUUGGCCUGCAAAAAUUUAUUUCUGCUUUGUGGGGGAGUUUGAUGUAAACAAAAAUACAAGAAAUAUGGCGGUCGAUUUAUUAUGUUUGUGGAGUAGAUAAAAAAACAGCAAAAGUUUUGCAUCAACUUUAGGGAGGCUUGUUUGAAAACUAUGUUAAAAAAAGAUACAAUUUUUAGUUUUACAUGAUAUAAAGCAAAUUUAUCUCAAUAAUUAAAUUGAUUUAUACGUGAGGUGUUUGUCUUUCCCUGAAGAGCUGGUUGUUAGCUAGUAGUUAGCCCGCGUUCCUGACGCUUUCAUCGGCAUUACGGCGACUACACGGUACAGGGCCGCGAAAAGUAGAAAAAAAUGCAAAGUAUAAGCCAAACAGGAGAGCUGUCAAAUAAUGCAAUAAGAAAUAACAAUAAAAAAUGAUGCUCAAAUAACUUAUUACUACGAAAACAUUUGUCAGUUAAACUGAAUAG